ACACGUCAUGUUGUGGUUACGAUGAUGUUAUAAAAGCGUCUGUAUAACAGACAGUUGCCAGACAGCAUUCCGUGGUUCAGUUCUCUCAGACAAGUCCUUUACUCAUCUCAGACAUCCUGCCUGUGCAGUAGAAAGGGAAAUAAAGGAAAAGAAAAGGUGUCAAAAAUGGAUGGUUUUCUGACAACACAGAUGGGGACACCAGAGAGUGAUGACUACUCGACAACAAUGGAUGACUACUUAGACGCGACAGCAACAGAAGACUACUCAGACUUCAGCCCCUGUGACAUGACAUCUGUUAGGGAGUUUCGUAAAUACUAUGAACCCCCUUUAUAUGCGACUAUUGUCUUCCUGGGAAUAGUGGGCAACUCGUUGGUGAUCUGGAUCUACAUGCACUUCAAGACUCGUGUAAAGACCAUGACAGAUGUGUAUCUGCUUAACCUGGCCAUCGCUGACCUGAUGUUCCUGCUCACUCUGCCUUUCUGGGCUUCUGAUGCACUGAAUGGCUGGACCUUUGGCCCACUGGUGUGCAAGAUCACUUCGGCCUGCUACAAGAUCAACUUCUUUAGCAGCAUGCUGCUGCUCACCUGCAUCAGUGUUGACCGCUACAUAGUCAUCGUCCAGACAACCAAGGCACAGAACUCCAAGAAGAAGAGGCUCCUCUGCAGUAAGCUAGUCUGCUUGAUCGUCUGGCUGCUCGCUGUGUUCCUGGCCGUACCGGAGCUCAUUUUUGCCGGCACAAAGCACUCGAAUGGGGAGGAUUCAAACUUGGAGCUUUGCACCUUGGUCUACUGGAACAAGGAGAACAAUCAUCUUAAAAUUAUGGUCCGGGUGCUCCAGAUUUUGAUGGGCUUUUGCUUGCCUCUGGUGGUAAUGUUCUUCUGCUACACUUGCAUCAUCCACACCUUGAUGAAGACGCGGAAUUUCGAGAAGCACAAGGCCCUCCGUGUCAUCUUGGCAGUGGUUGCAGUGUUUGUUCUCUCUCAGCUUCCUUUCAAUGCCAUGCUGAUAGUGGAGGCCACCCAGGCAGCUAAUGUCACAAUCACAGACUGUGAGGUAUCUAAAAGCUUUGACAUCGUAACUCAAAUCAUGAAAGGCCUGGCCUACACACACAGCUGUCUCAACCCCUUCUUGUACGCCUUCAUUGGGGUGCGUUUCCGUAGAGACUUGCUAAAGAUGCUGCGUUACUAUGGGUGCGUGGCACCCAACGGAAAACUCAGCAAACUCUAUGGGACUCCGUUCCGUUCCUCUGUCAUGUCAGAUACAGACACCACCCAGGCUCUUUCACUGUGACACACCUUCCACACAACCAUCUCAGUAGGCAACUGAUUCGUUGCCAACAGUUCGGACUCAGAUGCUCUCAGGCAUGGCAAAGAAAACAGCAUUUACUGACAAUGUAACUUUAUAUGUGCUGAUGAGCGAAAGCUAUUGUUUGAAGGAAGAAUGAAGUGUGUCCAUCCCUAGAGGGUGGCAAGCUGUAUGGGGCACACCAAGUCCUUGGUCAAACCCAGUUAUGGUGGAAGUGGACACAUUACCUGAUGGGUCCAAAUGUACUGAGCCCCCGUUUGGAUGAUUUUUUUUUUAACCUUGUUUCCAUAAGUUCGUAAAGAAAUUAGAUCUUUCUGUAUGAUAGAAUCCAUACAUGUAAAGGCCAUCUUCUCUUCUUUAGCAUCCAGAGCGCAGUAUCACGGGUUGGUGAAGUGGAACCAUUCCAGAAACAAUUGUGCAGACUUAGUAGUAGCACAUUCAAAUAUGGAAAUUCAGUUCUCUUAUUGUUAUGUGUAGACGGACUGUAGCUGCUCUUUUGGAACCGAUCUUAACUGUGCUUAUCUGUGCUGUAUUUCAAACACAGAUGUGAUGCAAACAUUUCUGUUUGUCAAAGCUUGGAGUUGCUCUAUGUUGCUCUGUAAAUGCAUUGCUCACGGCCAUGAUGUAUUUGCUGCUGGUCUUUUGCUUUUAUGUUUUUAUUACAAGAUCUGAAUAAAUUGAACAAUAAUUAAUAA
This is a messenger RNA of Clupea harengus (Atlantic herring), 2000 nucleotides long. RefSeq names its product C-C motif chemokine receptor 9a (gene ccr9a). Gene Ontology annotation, cellular component: external side of plasma membrane; membrane. The record is from RefSeq and is a predicted model, not a curated record. Gene Ontology annotation, molecular function: C-C chemokine binding; C-C chemokine receptor activity. Gene Ontology annotation, biological process: immune response; cell chemotaxis; calcium-mediated signaling. Lineage: Eukaryota; Metazoa; Chordata; Actinopteri; Clupeiformes; Clupeidae.